CCUUAAGUUUUUUUUGACAGCAUAACCGGCACAGGGGCUCUUCACUGGCAGAAAGAAACCCUAACACCAAAAACCCCGUACCCUAAUCCCAAAAUCACCCAAAAAACGCAACGAAAAUGGCGGAAUCAAAAGCAAAAUCAGAGUCGUCAUUGAAAGAUCAAGGCAAUGAAUUCUUCAAAGCUGGAAAUUAUCUCAAAGCCGCUGCUCUCUACACUCAGGCCAUUAAGCAAGACCCUUCUAACCCUACCCUUUACAGCAAUCGUGCUGCAGCAUUUCUGAAUCUGGUUAAGCUCAGCAAAGCACUUGCAGAUGCCGAGACUACAAUCACUUUGAACCCUACCUGGGAAAAGGGCUAUUUCAGGAAAGGGUGUGUAUUAGAGGCAAUGGAACGAUAUGAUGACGCCUUAGCUGCCUUUCAAAUAGCUUUGCAGUACAAUCCGCAAAGUUCAGAGGUGUCAAAAAAAAUAAAGAGGCUUGCACAGCUGGCGAAAGAUAAAAAACGAGCUGAAGAAGUGGAAAGCAUGAGAUCCAACAUUGAUAUGGCAAAGCACUUGGAUGUCUUGAAAUCUGAACUGUCUGAGAAGUAUGGAGCUGAAGAAAGUUGGAAAGAAAUUUUCUCUUUCCUUGUUGAAACAAUGGAGACAGCUGUAAAAUCAUGGCAUGAAACUUCUAAAGUGGAUGCUAGAGUUUAUUUUCUUCUUGAUAAGGAAAAGACAGAUAAUGAUAAAUAUGCCCCAGUUGUCAAUAUUGAUAAGGCAUUUGAAUCACCCCAUACACACGGCAGUUGUUUUGACUUUCUUAGGCAGUAUGCUGAUGAUUCUUUCUCUCACGCGGCUUGCUUAGUGGCACCCAAGAGUAUUAUAUCUUACCCACAGGUUUGGAAAGGUCAGGGAUCAAGGAAAUGGAAGCAUGGACAAAAUGAUGGAUUCUUCGUUCAAUUUGAAUCACCUUUAUCCCGAAAAUUGUGGUUUGUUCCCAGUUCCACUGAGAAGGGGCAAAUAUUGUGCAGGGAUCCAGUGGUUGUGGACAUAAGUGCACAUGAAUUGCUUCCUCGUCUAUUCAAGCAAUCCUAGUCCAAUUUCAGUUGCCUCUUUAUCUUGGUUUGGAAUCCAUCAUAGGACCAUCACUGGCAAGCUAAAUUGGGAGGCCUGUUAUUUGGAACGAGGAUAGAGUGCAUGGUGCCCGAGUUUUAGUGGAGAGCCAGCUUCACAUUUCCUGCAUGGUCACAUGAAAUGCGAGCAAGAGAAUACUUCGAGGUCUGUCAUUGAGCUUGUCUUGAGGGUUUUGGCAAGCUUUUGCUUGUUUGCUUGUUUUUUUAUUUAUUUAAAAAGAAGUGAUUGCAUUUUGCGGUGUUUCAAAACUUGUGUUAUGGCUUCAUGUACUGUAAAUGGUGAUGCAGUUGUGAAAGUCAUGUGGUGGUUCCUGUUGCCGGUUCUCCACGUGCUGAUCUGAUAUACUCAAGAUUUUUUUCUUCCUUUUUCUUUUUCUUUGGCUUAGAUGCUUACCACACAUCCAAGUUGUGAAAAAGGCAUGGAUUGUGAUAUUGAAAAUUAUGAUUCCCCUAGAAAAGUUGCUGCUUUCCAGUAUGCAAUUGAGGAAGUGUAGGACCUUUUUGUAUUAUUGCAACUUAGUUUUUGUUCCAUCACAUUUAUCAGCAAAGUAAUUCGAGUGGCAAUUGCAUACAA
Molecule: messenger RNA, 1685 nt
Organism: Camellia sinensis
Lineage: Eukaryota; Viridiplantae; Streptophyta; Magnoliopsida; Ericales; Theaceae
Gene: TPR3
Product: Tetratricopeptide repeat (TPR)-like superfamily protein
Molecular function (GO): Hsp90 protein binding
Source: RefSeq, a predicted model, not a curated record